GAUUACUGUUCUCUCUGCCCCUCAGUGAUCAAUCUGCCUCGCUGGAACGACUCCUUCAUAACUACAAGAGGAGCAGGUACCUGCUGUAGAGAGAGAAGCAUUAUCUUCUGUGGCGUGUCUGUGAUCCUCUGCAGCCAUGUGUGAUCAGACCUUCAUGGCGGCCACUUUUGGCCCAUGCGACAGCUGCAGCAAGGCGAGUCCUCUGAUGAACAUCUACAUCAAGAGCGAAGCCAUCAACUACUGCUCCUUCUGCGUGGAAAUGAUGGCUUGUCAGGGGCUCCAGAAAGGGGAGACCCUGGCAUCUCUGAAGAAGGAGAGCGAGAGUCUGAAGAAGAAGCUGGAGGAGGAGCGGGGCAAGCUGAACGAUGAGCAUGGGGUGACCCUGCCAUGUACCUGGGUCAUGGCAUGUGCAUACGCUCCCUCAGGUUGUGCUGUGGCGUGUGGGGGCUUGGAUAACAAGUGCUCAGUGGUCCCGCUGUCGUUAGACAGAAAUGAAAAUUUGGCUGCAAAGAAGAAGCCGGUUGCCAUGCACACCAACUAUGUAUCUGGAUGCUCCUUCACCAACUCAGACAUGCAGCUGCUGACCUCCAGUGGAGAUGGCACGUGUGCCCUGUGGGACGUGGAGAGCGGGCAGCUGCUGCAGAGUUUCCACGGUCACACAGCGGAUGUUUUGUCGCUGGAUCUUGCUCCGUCUGAGACUGGAAACACCUUUGUAUCUGGGGGCUGUGAUAUGAAGGCCAAUGUAUGGGAUAUGCGCUCAGGACAGAACAUCCAGUCUUUUGAAAGCCACGAGUCUGAUAUCAACUGUGUGAAGUACUACCCCAGUGGCGACGCUUUUGCCUCAGCUUCAGAUGACGCCACGUGCCGGUUCUAUGACCUACGAGCUGACCGUGAAGUGGCCGUCUAUCAGAAGGACAGCAUCAUAUUUGGCGCCUCCUCUGUGGACUUUUCUCUAAGUGGUCGCCUGCUCUUUGCUGGGUACAACGACUACACCAUCAAUGUCUGGGACGUCCUGAAGGGAAAUCGUGUUUCCAUCCUCUUUGGCCAUGAAAACCGUAUCAGCAGAGUCCGAGUAUCACCCGACGGCACGGCGCUCUGCUCGGCCUCCUGGGACAACAGCCUAAGGAUUUGGGCCUAAAGAUGCUCAAAUGGUUCAGUUCAAGAUGGAGAUCAGCACUCCUGCCUGAUGUCAACAGUCCUGCUUAAAUGAUUGAAUGCUAAACUUCAGCUUCCCUCAAAGAUUCAACCUCUUCUACAUGUGAACAUGUAACAAACAAAGCUUGCUUAAACCUCUUCAUUGUUAGUUUCAGUCUUAAACACACCGGGCUUCAUAAAUCUAAUCAUUGGAUCCAUCUUCCAAUCAGCUUUGAGCGUUUUUUCUACUGCUGAGAAAGAAGAAUGAUGCAGCCACCACCGUGUUUGACUGUGAGGGCAUACAGGUUGACUAGUUCUCUUUUGGCCUCAUCUAAACAGAUGUUUGCUGUGCUCUAAAUAGUUUUUAACAAACUUUUAAGUAACUUUUUAUAGCUUUUGGAUUUAUGUUUAUCACCUCUCUAUAAAUGACAGAUUUUUAUUUUUUGACUGCACCCUUAGUUGUCCUUUCAACAGAUUUGUCCAGCGAAUCAUAGAGGUGGACUCUUUCUCUACUAAUGAUUUCUAAAUGAUUGAUUUCUAAAUGGAACUAAUUUUCUAACAGGGGUGUAUAUUACAGAUAAUACAUAUACACACCACACAGACUUUAAACUAUCCUUUUUCUUUAACUUGAGGGUUAUGCAUUCAUUCUACAUUAAUGGCUGCCAAUGAAAAGUGACAAAAAUAUGAAAAUAUUAGGAAAUCUUUUCUUUCAAAAGGCACUGUACCCCACAUCAUUCCUUUUUUAAGUGUUUUAUUAUCUAUAGAGAUAUUAUUUAUUACCUACUGUAAUGGCACAGUGAUGGUGAUAUUGUCCUUCUUAGAAAUCACAAUAAAUAACAAUAAAACGAAUGCUGCAAAGCAUUAAAACAGUACUAAAAAUAUGUAAGAAUAAUAUGUUGUUUUAUUAUUAUUCAGUGGACGAUAAACCUAGAACUAUGGUUGGGUUCAUGCGUCUUCUAUCAGAGGGUCGGGAAGCGCUGCUCUAUCUGAUGCACCUUAUGGCUAAAAUGAAGAUAUAUAGAAAUUAACCAUCAUAGUGUUUUUAUUUAAUCAUCACUGAUUUUCCUGUGAUAAAAUAAAACCAACUGUGGAUUAUUCCUUGUUUCUGUGUUCAGUAUUUAUUCAGUCUUGCUAUCUGUUUGCUUUCUGUCUGCUACU
This is a messenger RNA of Cyprinodon variegatus (sheepshead minnow), 2292 nucleotides long. RefSeq names its product guanine nucleotide-binding protein subunit beta-5-like. Gene Ontology annotation, cellular component: cytoplasm; heterotrimeric G-protein complex. Lineage: Eukaryota; Metazoa; Chordata; Actinopteri; Cyprinodontiformes; Cyprinodontidae. The transcript has 11 exons. The coding region runs from base 137 to 1138 and encodes 333 amino acids. Gene Ontology annotation, biological process: G protein-coupled receptor signaling pathway; G protein-coupled dopamine receptor signaling pathway. Gene Ontology annotation, molecular function: protein binding; signaling receptor complex adaptor activity. The record is from RefSeq and is a predicted model, not a curated record.